Messenger RNA from Candida tropicalis MYA-3404, 1413 nucleotides. It is a transcript of the gene SHM2, whose product is annotated as glycine hydroxymethyltransferase. Lineage: Eukaryota; Fungi; Ascomycota; Pichiomycetes; Serinales; Debaryomycetaceae. The transcript has a single exon. The record is from RefSeq and is a predicted model, not a curated record. The coding region runs from base 1 to 1413 and encodes 470 amino acids. Gene Ontology annotation, cellular component: cytoplasm. Gene Ontology annotation, biological process: L-serine catabolic process; folic acid metabolic process; tetrahydrofolate interconversion. Gene Ontology annotation, molecular function: cobalt ion binding; serine binding; zinc ion binding.
AUGUCCCACUACGCUUUAUCUGAAUCCCACAGACAAUUGACUGAAGGUCACUUGAAAGAUACCGAUCCAGAAGUUGACCAAAUCAUCAAGGAUGAAAUUGAAAGACAAAAACACUCCAUUGUUUUGAUUGCUUCUGAAAAUUUCACCACCACUGCUGUUUUUGAUGCUUUGGGAACUCCAAUGUGUAACAAAUAUUCCGAAGGUUACCCAGGUGCUAGAUACUACGGUGGUAACGAACACAUUGACAGAAUGGAAAUCUUGUGUCAAGAAAGAGCUUUGAAAGCUUUUGGUUUGACUCCAGAUAAGUGGGGUGUCAAUGUCCAAACUUUGAGUGGUUCUCCAGCUAACUUGCAAGUUUACCAAGCCAUUAUGAAACCACAUGAAAGAUUGAUGGGUUUGGACUUGCCACAUGGUGGUCACUUGUCUCACGGUUACCAAACUGAUUCCAGAAAAAUUUCUGCUGUUUCUACCUAUUUCGAAACUAUGCCAUACAGAGUUGACUUGGAAACUGGUUUGAUUGACUACGAUAUGUUGGAAAAAACCGCUGUUUUGUUCAGACCAAAGGUUUUGGUUGCUGGUACUUCUGCUUACUGUAGAUUGAUUGACUACAAAAGAAUGAGAGAAAUUGCCGACAAAGUUGGUGCUUACCUUGUUGUUGAUAUGGCUCAUAUUUCUGGUUUGAUUGCCGCUGGUGUUAUUCCAUCUCCAUUUGAAUAUGCUGACAUUGUCACCACCACUACCCACAAAUCUUUGAGAGGUCCAAGAGGUGCUAUGAUCUUCUUCAGAAGAGGUGUCAGAUCUGUUAACCCAAAGACUGGUCAAGAAAUCAUGUACGAUUUGGAAAACCCAAUCAACUUCUCUGUUUUCCCAGGUCACCAAGGUGGUCCACACAACCACACCAUUUCUGCUUUGGCCACUGCUUUGAAACAAGCCAACACUCCAGAAUUCAAAGAAUACCAACAACAAGUUUUGAAGAACGCCAAGGCUUUGGAAACCGAAUUCAAAAACAAAGGUUACAAAUUGGUUUCUGAUGGUACUGACUCUCAUAUGGUUUUGGUUUCAUUGAAAGACAAACAAAUCGAUGGUGCUAGAGUUGAAACUGUUUGUGAAAACAUCAACAUUGCUUUGAACAAGAACUCUAUCCCAGGGGACAAGUCUGCUUUGGUCCCAGGUGGUGUUAGAAUUGGUGCUCCAGCCAUGACCACUAGAGGUUUGGGUGAAGAAGAUUUCAAGAAGAUUGUUGGAUACAUUGACUUUGCCGUCAACUACGCCAAGGAAAUCCAAGCUUCUUUGCCAAAAGAUGCUAACAAAUUGAAAGAUUUCAAGAGUGCUAUUGCCAACGGUUCUGAAAAACUCCUGGAAGUUAGAAACGAAAUUUCUCAAUGGGCCGGUUCUUUCCCAUUGGCUGUCUAA